AUACUGUGGAUUUCUAAUUAGAAAUUAAAUUGGUCUUCUUAGUUGUAGUGAAUCGAUGUUAAUAUGGCAUCGACUGAACUUGAUUGGGGCAAAUAUGUGGAUGAGCAGGAAAAACUAUCUGCGAAGGUGUCUAACUUAAAUAUAGACACACAACUUAAAGAAAAUGCAGCUAGUACAGAUUCCAAAAGUGAUGAUGGAACUGAUGAACAGAUCUCACCUGCAGAGAAGUCUUUACUUCAAAAAAUUAUUCGUAAGGGUUUAGUGGAAACAACGAAAGAUAUAGAAAUUCAAAGGAAAGAUCCAUCUUCACCUUUAUAUAGUGUCAAAUCUUUCGAAGCUCUCCAUCUUAAACCAGCUUUAUUAAAAGGAGUAUAUGCAAUGGGAUUUAAUGCUCCAUCAAAAAUUCAAGAAACUGCAUUACCUACUUUACUUGCUGAUCCGCCUCAAAAUAUGAUUGCUCAAUCACAAUCUGGAACUGGUAAAACAGCAGCAUUUGUAUUAGCAAUGCUCAGCAGAGUAGAUACAGCUAAGAAUUAUCCUCAAGUUCUGUGCUUAUCACCAACUUAUGAACUAGCUAUACAAACAGGAGAAGUAGCAGCUAAAAUGUCUGCAUUCUGUAAUGAAAUAAAAAUAAAAUAUGCUGUAAGAGGAGAAGAAAUAAGCCGUGGAUCAAAAAUUACAGAACACAUCAUCAUUGGAACACCAGGAAAAGUCUUAGAUUGGGCUGUUAAAUUCAAGUUCUUUAGUUUAAGUAAAAUAUCAGUUUUUGUUUUAGAUGAAGCAGAUGUAAUGAUUGCAACACAAAUUUAAAAAUAUUUCAAGAAAUAUUAUAUUUUAUAUUUAAAUGUACACAGGCAACUCCCGCGCACAUGCCAAAUGAUGUUUUUUUCUGCUACAUAUGAACCAGAAGUAAUGAAGUUUGCAGAAAUUAUAGUCAAUAAUCCUUUGAUAAUACGAUUACUAAAAGAAGAAGAAAGCUUAGAUAAUAUAAAGCAAUACUAUGUGAAAUGUAAGGAUUUGGAUGAAAAAUAUGCAGCUAUUACCAAUAUCUAUGGUGUAAUAACAAUAGGACAGGCAAUUAUUUUUUGUCAUACUAGAAAAACAGCAAAUUGGUUAUCUGAAAGAAUGACAAAAGAUGGCCAUGCAGUAGCUGUUUUAUCUGGUGAACUAACAGUCGAACAAAGAAUUUCAGUGUUGGAUCGAUUUAGAGCUGGUCUCGAAAAAGUUCUUAUUACAACUAAUGUCUUAGCUAGAGGCAUUGACGUUGAGCAAGUAACGAUAGUAGUCAAUUUUGAUUUACCAAUGGAUCAAAAUCGGCAAGCAGAUUGUGAAACAUAUUUACAUAGAAUUGGCCGAACGGGGCGAUUUGGUAAAUCUGGAAUUGCCAUUAAUUUAAUAGAUUCGUCGUAUGCAAUGCAAAUAUGUAAAGAUAUAGAAAAACAUUUUGGGAAGAAAAUUCAUUACCUGGAUGCAGAAGAUGCGGAUGAAAUAGAAAAAAUUGGAGCCUAG
Messenger RNA from Habropoda laboriosa, 1509 nucleotides. It is a transcript of the gene Dbp80, whose product is annotated as DEAD-box helicase Dbp80. Gene Ontology annotation, molecular function: RNA binding; ATP binding; RNA helicase activity. Gene Ontology annotation, cellular component: cytoplasmic stress granule; nucleus. Gene Ontology annotation, biological process: poly(A)+ mRNA export from nucleus. Lineage: Eukaryota; Metazoa; Arthropoda; Insecta; Hymenoptera; Apidae. The transcript is spliced from 7 exons. The record is from RefSeq and is a predicted model, not a curated record.